UCCCCUCUGCUAAGGCUGGGGUCACGCUGCUUGCAGUCAUGGAAAUAGACACCCUUUGGGGAGCGGCCCCUCCCCAGAGACGAGGUCCAGCCGGGGUAGCCGGUACCCGGCACAGGUGGCUGUGCGGGCUGUGGCGGCCGAGGGACCUCAGAGGCAGCGUCUGCCCGGCCGUCUCUGGGCCCAGAGCGCCGGGGCAGGGAGUCGGGGCUGCCUGGCUGGAAGGAGAGCCAGGAGGGACCCCUGGGCCCUGCCCAGCCCUGGGGACUUGCUGGGGGUCGCUUCCGCGGAGGAGGAAUCAUGCCGAGUGGCUGAGCCCUAGGCGCUGUGUGUGGGGCCUGAGGAGACCACUCCUGCAGCCUGUCCCGAGCCCCCCCACGAGCGUGGCCCACAUGGAGGUGGGGACCGUAGGCCCGGGACCCCCGGGGCUAAGGGUGAAGUGACCCACCAGUUCGGGCCCGUGCCGUGCCUCUGUGACUCAGCCGGCCGGUGGCCCUGCGGGUUCAGGCUGGAUGGGGGAGUCAGGCUUGCGGGCUCGCCCCUCCCUGCCUCAGUUUCCCAGUCUGCACAGCAAGGGGCUUUGGACUGUUUCCCACUCUGACUUUCUAGGCCUUUGAAUCGCCCGGACCCCACUGGAGCACCAAAGAGUUAAGCCAAGGAAAUCCUGGCGCUGGGCUCCCGGCUCGGCUCUCUGGCUCUCCGAAGAGCCCAGUGGCUGGGCUGUGGGGAGGGACAGGGAGGAGGGGGAAUGGGAAGCCAGCUCAGCCGCUCCCUCCGCCUCCCUCCGCCUCCCUCUGCCUCCCUCGCGCCGCCCUCCCGCCUUCCUCAGCAGGGUUGGGGGUCCGGGCCAGCAACAAGUUCUUAUCACGGACAUGGGCCAAGGAGCCGGGGGCCACCCGGAGAGCCAGGGUCAGUGAGCCACCUGCGAGGCUGCAGGACACGGGAAGCCGAGUUUCUGAUCGUGUGAUAACUCGGCGCCAGCCCCCGGAGCCUGCCACCGAGGCUCCCGCCGGCCUCCCUGCCCCCAGCCCGGCCUGGCCCCGCCGUGGCGUCCCGGCUACUUCCUGCCCUUCUCGGGCGCUCCGGACCCGUCUCGGCCAAGGUCACCAUGGGGACAGCUGCCCUGGGUCCCCUCUGGAUGGUGCUGCUGCUCCCUCUCAUGGUGUGCGGGGUCCCCACCGAGGAGCCCACACCUACGGGAGCUGUGAUCUCCACCCCUGCCGGGGGCUGCCGGCAGUGCUGUGACCCCCAGGGCCCCCAGGCCGAUGCCGCCGACGUGGCCCCCGCCUCUCCGUCGGCCCUCCCGUAUGUGCUGCCCGAGGUCCGGCCCUACAUCAACAUCACAAUCCUGAAGGGUGACAAAGGGGACCGAGGCCCGCUGGGCGCCCCGGGGAAACUGGGCAAGGAGGGUCCCCGGGGGGACCGUGGCCCGCAGGGCACCAAGGGCGCCAAGGGGCAGGCGGGCAGCCCCGGGGCGCCGUGCCAGCGGCGCUUCUCUGCCUUCUCGGUGGGCCGCAAGACGGCCCUGCACAGCAGCGAGGGCUUCCAGCCGCUGCUCUUCGACACGGUCUUCGUGAACCCCGACGGGCACUUCGACAUGGAGGCCGGCCACUUCGCCGCGCCCCUGGGGGGCCUCUACUUCUUCAGCCUCAACGUGCACAGCUGGAACUUCAAGGAGACCUACGUGCACGUGGUGCACAACGAGGCGGCCGCCGUGAUCCUGUACGCGCAGCCCAGCGACCGCAGCAUCAUGCAGAGCCAGAGCGUGAUGCUGGCCCUGGCGCCCGGCGACCGCGUGUGGGUGCGGCUCUUCAAACGCGAGCGCGAGAACGCCGUCUACAGCGACGACGUGGACACCUACAUCACCUUCAGCGGCCACCUCAUCAAGCCCGAGGACGACUGAGCGCCGCGGGGCAGCGCGGGUGCUGGUGGCCGGGCUGGGCUCCUCCCUCCUGACCCCGCCACGCCCCUGCCUCUGUCCCUGUCCCCGCUCUCCCUUCCCUGCCUAUUUCCGUCUUUCUGCCCUACGGAUUCUAGAAUGUUCUCCACCUUACAGCCCGGGCCUCUCCGGCUUGCCGAUGUGCAGCGGCGGGCUCUGACCCAGCAGGUUGGGGCGGGGCCUGGGUGACGCUCACGCUGCCGUAACCAGGUUCUAGAACGUUCCCAACACCUGCGUCUCUGAACAUUCUGGAAUCUUCCAGACAUUCUAGGAUUCUCCUCCCCCUCCUCUCCCGCCCUCCCCUCUGCAGCCCCCAUCCAUGCUUUCAUUUACCAAACAGUCCCCGAUGGUGCCAGGGCCUGGGAGGGUGGGGAGGAAUCAGACCUGCCCCUGCCCUUGGGGGGUGCGCAGUCCAGCCUGGGCUGGGGAAACACAUGGGAAGAUUAGGAACCAGACCCAGAGAGUGCACGGGGCGCCCUCAUCCUGAGAGGCCCGUCGCUGUGCACCACCACCCCCCAGAGCCGGUCCCCGUGAUGAGUGGUGUCACUUCAUGUUCCUUGUCCUCUUUAAAGGAAGCCCUGCAGUGGCAUUGGCCAGGUCAAGGGUCUGUAAGGAGCGGGCCCAGGAGUUUUCGGGCAUUCAGGCUAAAGUUACAGAGCCCAGACUCCUUGCUCCUCACACCGCUGGUGGCUGCAAGGGCUCCUGCCCUCCUCACCGUAUCCCCCUCCUUGCUCCUCCUCCCCCCCACCAGGUGCUCUGCCGGGGCCUUGCUCAGCCCCUCCUGCCAAAGGCAUCUGAGCCUCAGUUUCCCCAGGGCCUCCUCUCACAGUCACACAUGGGUGCUGUUUCCAGGUGCUCUCCGACCCGCCCCCGCCCUGUCGCUGGCCAGGCUCCCCUCAAGGUGCUGAGGCCUGGGCGGGCGGCUUCUGCCCGCAGAGCCCUCCCUGGCCUGGCGCUGCCCUCGCACAAGCCAGUGGGUGGUGGGCCAGCUCGGGCGGGAGCCCCGCCUGUGGGGCCCUCAGCAGGUCUGGGGGACGGCAGCAGGCAGUGUCCCCCAUCCUCCAAGGCUCCCCACCCAGAGAGGCCCCAGGAGAGGCUGAGGGGAGGCAGGGACCCCACACCUUCCGUCCUUCCCCCUCUCCCAGGGUUGGGGGAACGGCGGCCCCCAGCCCCUCCCUCACCCCAGGUGUCCUGACCUCCCCAGAGCAAGGUGGCCGCUGCCCUUGGUGCUUACGCAGACUCUGGGGCAGAGGCGGCCCCAGUGGGGGGGUCUCUGGUGCUCACAGCCAAGGGAGCCACGCCACGUGGCCGGGGCCGGCAGCAGGGCCUGCCACGAGCCACGAAGCCCGGUGCUAUGUAAGCUGCCCAGCCCGACCCCAUGUGCCCGCUUGUCCAGUGUGAUUAAAGGCUGCUCCAUCCCCCGG
Oryctolagus cuniculus (rabbit) is the source of this 3360-nucleotide messenger RNA. Lineage: Eukaryota; Metazoa; Chordata; Mammalia; Lagomorpha; Leporidae. The record is from RefSeq and is a predicted model, not a curated record.